AACUCCGGUCCAAUCCGAGCCAUUAAAACGCAAUCUGCACACACAUCACUUAGCCCAGCGCUCCAUGUUCGUACUGUUUGCCUAAAAAAUUCUAAAACCCAAUCUCUUUUCUCCUUAAAAUUAGAUUUGUUCUUUAAAGAACAAAUCCAAUUGAAUCUGAUCCAAAGAAAAAAGAGAAAAGAAACUGCAUGAAAUGAUUAUGGUAUCGGUGAAGCCAUUGUUCGUAUUGAUCUCGACGCUUUCCUUAUUCUUGGCCAUCGUUUUGCUCUCUCCUUCGACGCCGUUUUUGCAGCCUUCACCAUCUGCCAACUCGCUCAGCAGUGGCAAAUCGGAUAUAUGGAGCGUGAAGAGAAUUGUGGAGUGGAGACCUUGCAAUUGGUGGCUUCAAUCCUACUUAACUCCUCUACCAGCCAAGAGUAAUGGGUAUAUUCGUGUCAAUUGCUAUGGUGGCCUCAAUCAGAUGAGGAGAGAUUUUUGUGAUGGUGUUGGUAUUGCACGUCUACUAAAUGCUACUCUGGUGUUGCCAAAAUUUGAGGUGGCUGCAUAUUGGAAUGAAUCAAGUGGCUUUGCAGAUGUAUUUGAUGUCAAUUACUUCAUAAAACAGAUGAAUGGUUUUGUCAAAGUUGUGAGAGAAUUGCCACCAGAGAUAUCAUCAAAAGAACCUUUUCGAGUCGAUUGUAGUAAGCGGAAAGGUCAAUUUGAUUACAUUGAAAGUGUUCUUCCAUCUUUGUUGAAACAUCAUUACAUCUCUAUCACACCAGCAAUGAGCCAAAGAAGGGAUAGGUACCCUCAGUAUGCAAAAGCUGCCCUUUGUCAAGCCUGUUACAGUGCAUUAAGGCUGACCAAAUCCUUGGAGAAGAAGGCUAAUGAGCUUCUGGAAGCCAUUCCCAAACCUUUCCUCUCCCUUCACCUUCGAUUUGAACCAGACAUGGUAGCUUAUAGCCAAUGUCAGUACUCAGGCCUUUCUCCUACAUCCAUGGAAGCCAUUGAAGCUGCACGUGGAGACGAUAGAAAGCCAUGGACUGGAGAAGCAGCUCGCAUUUGGAGGAAAAGGGGGAAAUGUCCUCUCAUGCCUAAUGAAGCAGCCUUUAUACUUCAAGCAAUUUCUGUACCCACAAACACAAAUAUUUAUCUUGCAGCUGGGGAUGGACUAAUGGAGAUUGAAGGCUUAACAUCUAUUUAUACCAAUGUAGUUACCAAGUCUGCCCUUCUUAGUAGUGAGGAUUUCAAAAGCAUGCAUGGGAACACAAAAGCUGCCUUGGAUUAUUAUGUAUCUAUAAACAGUGAUUCUUACGUGGCUACAUACUUUGGAAACAUGGACAAGAUGGUGGCAGCAAUGCGAGCUUUUAAAGGAUUGCACAAAACUCUUUUCCUAAGUAGAAGAGCUUUUUCGGAGUUUACUUCUGAAGGGUUGGAAGGGAAGCAGUUGAUGGAAGCCUUAUGGAAGGUUCACAAGGAAGAUUUUGUCAUGGGACGAGGGUCUGCUUUGCCUGACUGCUUUUGUGAAUUCGAAUUAUAGUUUCAAUCUUUUUUUCUCUUCCCCUUUGUGACAUUUCAUUGUUAAUUUUUAGGUAUUCUUUUUGUAUAAUUCUGCGGGAUACUUGUAACCUUUCUAAUUGGGUAUUCUUGAAAUUUUAAUCGUACAGUGUAAUUGGCUUAAAUGUAAAACAUUUGAUGGCCAAUUAGCUACUCCAAUGCAAUAUUUUUCUGACUUUUUACUUUUGCCUG
This is a messenger RNA of Theobroma umbraticum, 1728 nucleotides long. Its product is annotated as O-fucosyltransferase family protein. The record is from RefSeq and is a predicted model, not a curated record. Gene Ontology annotation, cellular component: cytoplasm. Lineage: Eukaryota; Viridiplantae; Streptophyta; Magnoliopsida; Malvales; Malvaceae.